AUGAUGCAAGGACGGCAGAAACAGUCCAAGCAGGAGCUCUUAGGCUUUCCGAUGAUGACGACUCCCGAGGUGCUUGAAUGCCUCGGCGCGCUGGGCAUCAAUGUUCACGCCGACGACCUCCAGAAGCCAACACCCCAGUCAACACAAGCCAUCUGGGCCGCCCUUCUGGAAGCUCUCACCGGAACACCGGUCGAGAUGUUUGAGGGUCCCAAGGCGACGCUCCUCGGGAUGAUGCAGUACAGGGAACUGUACGGCGACUCACUCCAGUUCCUCAUCCUUUACCGUCAUUGUCGUCAACUCGCUCUUCUAUGUGGUCUCAAGUCUUUCACCACCACUGACUUGACGCGCCCCGACCCACACCGCCUGCGCACCGUCCUGAGCGGCGUCAUGAACUUUGCCAAGUUCCGCGAAGACAAACAGGGCCUGCACUUGGCGCUCUCGCAGCGCGCACACGGCGAGAUGGACCGUGCUGUCGACCUCAGGCGCAAGCUGGACAGGGUCGAGGCUGCUAUCGGCGACAUUGCGGCCAAGAACGCAGACGAGGCGCCCAAAAUGGAGGCAGCAAGGGCACGAAACAAUGCCCUCCAUGCUGAGCUCCUCCAGAUGCACUCGUCACAUCGCGAGACUGCAGACACAUACGAACGUCUGAAGCAGGAACGUGCGGGCUUAUCACAGGACGUUGCCGACACUGCCCGCGAGCUCGGACAGGUUCAGCAGCAGAUCCGUGAGGCAAAGUCCCGUCUCGUCCGCUCCCCCGAACGCCUCAAGCGCCACCUCUCCGAGAUGAGCUCCAUGGUCGCUUCUGAACGUGCUACCCACUCGGGAUACGUGACCAAGGCACGCGAGCUCGCCAAGCGUCUUGAGGUGUACGACAGCCUCGAGGCUGACCUCCGCCGCCUCGUCGAUCUGGAGCGCGAGAUCGAUUCCCAACGAGCAAAGAGCGAAGAGCUCACACGCAACCGUACAGCCCUGCGAGCGCGUGUGGAGCAGGGGAAGAUUGAGCGUGAGGGACUAGAAGAGCGUAUUAAGCAGCUCGAACGACAACAGAGGAACACCGAAGACAGGCUGGAGCGCCAGAAGAGGAUCACCGAGGAGAGCCGCGCAGAGGCCAAGGCCAAGAUCCAGGCUUUGAAAGACGACUACGUCGUGCGUUCAAAGGAACGCCAGGGACUCAACAAGGAGCGCGAGCGUAUCCUUGCCGACCACAAGGCUGUCACUGCCGAGAUGGACGCCUUUGUCGAGGAGAACGAGCACGAGCUCAACGAGCUGUUGGCUCAAUACUGGACGCUGCGAAAGGAAGCUGAGGACUAUAUGAACACGAUGUCGGUCAAGCUUGGCCUCGGGGUCUAG
Molecule: messenger RNA, 1350 nt
Organism: Apiotrichum porosum
Lineage: Eukaryota; Fungi; Basidiomycota; Tremellomycetes; Trichosporonales; Trichosporonaceae
Gene: NUF2
Product: kinetochore-associated Ndc80 complex subunit nuf2
Exons: 6
Coding region: 1-1350 (449 amino acids)
Biological process (GO): kinetochore organization; meiotic chromosome segregation; attachment of mitotic spindle microtubules to kinetochore
Cellular component (GO): kinetochore; Ndc80 complex
Molecular function (GO): protein-containing complex binding
Source: RefSeq, a predicted model, not a curated record